UAUUUGAUAAAAUAAAAUGUUGAUAAAGUCAUAUUGCUUAUCAUAUUUUUAUAUUAUUACUGUAAAGAAAGCUACCAAACGGAUAUUAAAUGUUAAUACAUGUUAAAAUAUAUUUGCAUUAGUUUCAAACUUGUUAUGAAUUACUAAUUUUAGAAUUACAAUGACUACUAACCCAAGAACGGGCACUGAUCCGGUACCUUUUGAGGAGAGUGACCAACUCACUAUUAGACCAUUAGGAGCUGGUCAGGAGGUGGGAAGAUCAUGUAUAAUGUUGGAGUUCAAAGGCAAAAAGAUUAUGUUGGACUGUGGCAUACAUCCGGGGUUAUCAGGCAUGGAUGCAUUGCCAUUUGUGGAUUUGAUUGAAGCGGAUGAAGUUGAUGUACUACUUAUAUCACAUUUCCACCUGGACCACAGUGGAGCCCUGCCCUGGUUCCUCACAAAAACCUCGUUUAAAGGCAGAGUGUUCAUGACUCACCCUACUAAAGCUAUUUACAGAUGGCUCGUGUCUGAUUAUAUCAAAGUUAGUAACAUAUCUACAGAGCAGAUGCUGUACACAGAGUCGGAUUUAGAAUCGUCUAUGGAUCGAAUAGAAACCAUAAACUUCCAUGAGGAGAAGGAUGUCCGCGGUGUGAGAUUCUGGGCUUACAACGCCGGCCACGUGCUCGGAGCUGCCAUGUUCAUGAUCGAAAUUGCUGGUGUCAAGGUGUUGUACACAGGUGACUUCUCAAGACAGGAGGACAGGCAUCUGAUGGCCGCUGAAAUACCCACAGUGCAACCCGACUUGACGUUGGUAACUUGUUGCGCAGGAGUCUACGUAAACGAGAAACGGGAAGAGCGCGAGAGUCGGUUCACCGGAUUGGAAGAGAUCGUCACACGAGGCGGCCGUUGUCUUAUACCAGUGUUUGUUGGACGAGCCCAGGAGCUGCUACUUAUACUCGAUGAGUACUGGUCACUGCACCUCGAGCUGCAGGACAUCCCAAUCUACUACGCGUCGUCGCUCGCCAAGAAGUGCAUGGCGGUGUACCAGACGUACAUCAACGCGAUGAACGACCGCAUCCGGCGGCAGAUCGCGAUCAACAACCCGUUCGUAUUCAGACACAUAUCCAACCUCAAGGGUAUAGAUCAUUUCGAGGACAUAGGUCCGUGCGUGAUCUUGGCGUCCCCGGGUGUGAUGCAGUCGGGACUGUCGCGAGAACUGUUCGAAUUAUGGUGCACGGAUUCCAAGAACGGCGUUAUUAUUGCAGGCUACUGCGUGGAAGGCACGCUCGCCAAGACGAUCCUAUCGGAGCCGGAGGAGAUCACCUCGAUGUCGGGGCAGAAGCUGCCGCUGAAGAUGUCGGUGGACUACAUAUCGUUCUCAGCGCACACAGACUACCAGCAGACGUCGGAGUUCAUCAACAUACUGAAACCGCCACACGUGGUGUUGGUGCACGGCGAGCAGUACGAGAUGUCUCGAUUGAAGGCGGCGCUGCAACGAGAACACCGCGGCCGCAUUGUGCUUCACACGCCGCGCAACACGCAGCUGCUCGCGCUUACUUUCCGCGGAGAUCGCACUGCCAAGGUGAUGGGGUCGCUAGCUAUGGAUCCACCGAAUGCUGGUAACCAGUUACAAGGCAUCCUCGUCAAGAGGAACUUUAAUUAUCACAUACUGGCACCUUCGGAUCUCAACAAUUACACGGAGCUAAGUCAGUCGGAGGUGACGCAGCGGCAAUCAAUUCACUACGGGGGGUCGCCGGCGUUACUGCGGCACGUGGUGAUGCAGCUCGCGGGCCACGUGGACAUCAUCACGGAAACGCGCUGGCGGCUCUACGGCUGCAUAGAUCUGCAUCUCGACCACGACACCAUCACCCUCGAGUGGCAGGCGCAGCCGGUGUCGGACAUGUUCGCGGACGCGCUGGUGGCGGGCGUGCUGGCGGCCGCCGCGCUGCCCGCGCCCCGCCACCUGCCGCUCGCGCCCAAGCUGGACCGCAUGCACUUCAAGGAGUGCGUGAUAGAGAUGCUGCAAGAAAUGUUUGGUGAGGACUCCGUGCCGAAGAUGUUCAAGGGUGAAAAGUUAUACGUGGAGGUGGACGGCAAACGGGCAGACAUCGACCUGCUGAAUAUGGAGGUGAGCUGUCCGUCGGACUCGUCCCUGGAGCGCGUGGUGCAGUGCGCCGUGUCCAAGCUGUACGCGGCGCUGGCGCCCGUCAAGCCGCCGCCGCCGCCGCCGCAACCCUCGCAGCCCUGCUGAUGACCUCACUUACUGAUACUGACAAACCAAACUCCGCUGUUGUACC
This is a messenger RNA of Achroia grisella, 2276 nucleotides long. RefSeq names its product cleavage and polyadenylation specificity factor 73-like. Gene Ontology annotation, biological process: mRNA 3'-end processing by stem-loop binding and cleavage. Gene Ontology annotation, cellular component: mRNA cleavage and polyadenylation specificity factor complex. NCBI's taxonomy places the organism in Eukaryota, Metazoa, Arthropoda, Insecta, Lepidoptera, Pyralidae. The record is from RefSeq and is a predicted model, not a curated record. Gene Ontology annotation, molecular function: 5'-3' exonuclease activity; RNA binding; RNA endonuclease activity.